AGUAUGCAUGUUGACGGGGACUGACCAACAUCACUUCACUAGUUAUUUUUUUUAUAUUCGGGAUUGUUUAAUGGCCAGUUAUAAAAAAUAAGAUAUCCUCAAAUGUCUUCCUUGGCCUAUAUCCGGAUCGUGGGCUAUGUGACCACGAUAGUCCUUCACGUGGGUAACCUCAUGCUGCUGGGGCGACCACAGCCACCAGAGGUCGCUGAGGAUGUCAAGUUUAAAACCUUCGCCAGUUUACAGGCGCGAUAUCUCACUGUUUGGACCUUUUUUCUCCAAGCGGUCUUCGCUUCAGCCGGGCUGUGGUGUGACGUCCUCACGCUGAAAAACUCCAAGACCAAAGACUACAAAUUGCCCAAGCAUUUGAAAGGAUUCAGAGACGUACUGUUCGCGGCUAUAGUAUGGCCUUCUGUUCUUGUGGUCUCCACAACGUUCUGGCCCAUAUUUAUCUACGAUAGGAGCCUGGUCUUCCCGGAACACCUUGACAGAGUCAUUCCUCCUAUAUCCAACCAUAUAAUGCACACCUUCAUAGUCCCCCUGGCCUUGUGGGAGGUGCUUUUCCAACCAAGGUCCAAGCCCAGAUCGCAUAUGAGAAAUAUACUGCAUAUUUUGUUUCAUUUUGUAUUAUAUGCUGUCGUUCUCAUAUACACCUACGUUGAGAGAGGAAUAUGGAUAUACCCAAUACUACUGAAAUUGUAUGGCACCGUAUAUUUUUAUGUUAUCUUCGUAUUAUUGUUUACGAACAGUUUUAUAUUUUACGCGAUCCAAUGGCCGCUCACGGCUUUGAUCUGGGGGAAGAAGGUGCAGGGGAAGAGGAAGGGACAUUGAUUACAAAAAUAAAUAAAUAAAUUAAUCAUUAAUUUCUUUGUUGAUUAUGUAACUUUGUUAUGUCGUUUGUAUUUUGAUUUAAAAUUUUAAUUGUUUCUUUUUUUGCAUUUGAUGCAGUCAAUUGGAACAGUUGCAUGCAUUACAAAUCGUAGUAAUAUUAUAAAAGCGAAAGUUUGUGAGAAUGUGGACCCGCGCGCGGGGCCCUUUCUGAAUCUAUGUUGUGUAUGUUUGUCACUCUUUCACGCAAAAUCUACUGGAGCGAUUGUUAUGAAAUUUGGUACAUGGGUAAUAUAACCUGGAAUAACACAUAUGGUACUUUUUAUCCGGAAAUUCUCUAGAGGAGCGAGGCCCCGCAUAUAGAUGGAAAAAUUGACCUAAUUUGAUUUUAUUAUCAUAGUUUUAUUUGAUGUAUUUAUUAUUUAGUCGUAUUGUAAUUUAAUAAAUAUUUCAAUGAUUUUA
This is a messenger RNA of Plodia interpunctella (Indianmeal moth), 1287 nucleotides long. RefSeq names its product androgen-dependent TFPI-regulating protein-like. The transcript is spliced from 5 exons. Bases 103 to 828 code for a protein of 241 amino acids. The record is from RefSeq and is a predicted model, not a curated record. Gene Ontology annotation, cellular component: membrane; endomembrane system. NCBI's taxonomy places the organism in Eukaryota, Metazoa, Arthropoda, Insecta, Lepidoptera, Pyralidae.